AACACUUUUGUACUGUCAGUGCCAAAUUAUCACCCCAAGAUGACUUAUGAUUGUAAAUGGGGGAAAGUGCCUUUACAGUGGAAUGCUGGCAGUAAGCAAGGGAGCAAACUUCGAAUUACUCAUGCUGCGUCAACUUGACUUCAUCUAUCGCCGAGUCAAUGCAAUGUGAAGUACACAGCAUCACCUUUGCCCGUGCUACUCAACGUGCGGUUCAAGAACCAGCAGGCACAUCAGCUUCGCCCGGGAGCGUGUUAGACAAGCAGGAUCUCAGGCCCCACCCAGACCUACUGAAUCAGAUUCUGCAUUUUAAAAAGGUUCCCAGGUGAUUCUUUGAUAGUACAGUUUGAGAAGCGCUGGCCUUCAUCAAGUAUUCUUGAAAAAACCUGUUUAACCAGGACAAACCUUUAGAGGUACUUUCAGUUUGUGGGGAAAAUAGGAGGAAGAGGAACAAAUUAAAUAAGACACAAAGAUUUAGACAAGUCCACAGUGUGAACAUUCUACAAGACAACUGUCCUUGACUCAGGCUCGUCGCCAUGACCAAACUGAGCGCCCAAGUCAAAAGCUCCCUCAACAUCACCACCCCUGGGGUGCAAAUAUGGAGGAUUGAGGCGAUGCAGAUGGUGCCUGUUCCUCCCAGCACCUUUGGUAGCUUCUUUGAUGGUGACUGCUAUGUAGUCCUCGCUAUCCACAAGACAGGCAGCAACCUUUCCUAUGACAUCCACUACUGGAUUGGCCAGGCCUCGUCCCAGGAUGAGCAAGGGGCGGCUGCCAUCUACACCACGCAGAUGGACGACUUCCUGAAGGGCCGGGCUGUCCAGCACCGAGAGGUCCAGGGCAAUGAGAGCGAGACUUUCCGUGGCUACUUCAAGCAGGGCCUUGUGAUCCGGAAAGGGGGCGUGGCUUCCGGCAUGAAGCACGUGGAGACCAACUCCAGCGAGGUCCAGCGGUUGCUGCAUGUGAAGGGCAAGAGGAACGUGGUGGCUGGAGAGGUGGAGAUGUCCUGGAAGAGUUUCAACCGCGGGGAUGUUUUCCUCCUGGACCUCGGGAAGCUUAUCAUCCAGUGGAACGGGCCGGAGAGUAACCGCAUGGAGAGACUCAGGGGCAUGACCUUGGCCAAGGAGAUCCGGGACCAGGAGAGGGGCGGGCGGACCUACGUAGCCGUGGUGGACGGGGAGAACGAGAAGGCAUCCCCGCAGCUGAUGGAGGUCAUGAACCACGUGCUGGGCAAGCGCAGGGAGCUGAAGGCGGCAGUGCCUGACACAGUGGUGGAGCCCGCCCUCAAGGCUGCCCUCAAGUUGUACCAUGUGUCCGACACGGAGGGAAAGCUGGUGGUCAGAGAAGUCGCCACACGGCCACUCACACAAGAUCUGCUCAAUCACGAGGACUGUUACAUCCUGGACCAGGGGGGCCUGAAGAUCUACGUGUGGAAGGGGAAGAAGGCCAAUGCCCAGGAGAGGAAGGGAGCCUUAAGCCAGGCCCUGAACUUCAUCAAAGCCAAGAAGUACCCCCCAAGCACGCAGGUGGAGGUGCAGAAUGAUGGGGCCGAGUCCGCUGUCUUCCAGCAGCUCUUCCAGAAGUGGACAGUGCCCAGCAGGACCUCAGGCCUGGGCAAAACCCACACCGUGGGCUCCGUGGCCAAGGUGGAGCAGGUGAAGUUCGAUGCCAUGUCCAUGCAUGUCCAGCCUCAGGUGGCUGCCCAGCAGAGGAUGGUAGAUGACGGGAGUGGAGAGGUGCAGGUGUGGCGCAUUGAGGACCUAGAGCCGGUGCCUGUGGAGUCCAAGUGGCUGGGCCACUUCUAUGGGGGCGACUGCUACCUGCUGCUCUACACCUACCUCAUCGGAGAGAAGCCGCACUACCUGCUCUACAUCUGGCAGGGCAGCCAGGCCAGCCAGGAUGAAAUCACAGCCUCGGCCUAUCAAGCCGUCAUCCUGGAUCAGAAGUACAACAACGAACCGGUCCAGAUCCGAGUCCCGAUGGGCAAGGAGCCACCUCAUCUCAUGUCCAUCUUCAAGGGACAAAUGGUGGUCUACCAGGGAGGCACCUCCCGGGCUAAGAACCCGGAGCCGGAGCCCGCCACACGGCUGUUCCAGGUCCGAGGAACCAGCACCAAUAACACUAAGGCUUUUGAGGUCCAAGCCCGGGCCACCUCCCUCAACUCCAAUGAUGUCUUCAUCCUCAAGACCCAGUCCUGCUGCUACCUGUGGUGUGGGAAGGGCUGCAGCGGAGAUGAGCGGGAGAUGGCCAAGAUGGUGGCUGACACCAUCUCCAGGACAGAGAAGCAAGUGGUGGUGGAAGGGCAGGAGCCGGCCAACUUCUGGGUGGCCCUGGGUGGGAAGGCACCCUACGCCAACACCAAGAGACUGCAGGAGCAAAGCAUGGCCUUCACCCCCCGGCUCUUUGAAUGUUCCAACCAGACUGGGCGCUUUCUGGCCACAGAAAUCCCCGACUUCACUCAGGAUGACUUGGAAGAGGAUGAUGUGUUUCUGCUCGAUGUCUGGGACCAGGUCUUCUUCUGGAUCGGGAAGCAUGCCAACGAGGAUGAGAAGAAAGCCGCUGCCACCACAGUGCAGGAAUACCUCAAGACCCACCCCAGUGGCCGGGACCCUGAUACCCCCAUCAUUGUGGUGAAGCAGGGACACGAGCCCCCGACCUUCACGGGCUGGUUCCUGGCAUGGGAUCCCUUCAAAUGGAGUAACGCCAAAUCCUACGAGGACCUGAAGGCGGAGCUUGGCAGCUCUGGGGACUGGGGCUGGAUCACUGCUGAGAUCACAAACCCUAAACCGGACGUGUUCAAUGCGAACAGCAACCUCAAUUCUGGGCCUCUCCCUGUCUUUCCCCUGGAGCAGUUGGUGAACAAGCCGGUGGAGGAGCUCCCUAAGGGUGUGGACCCCAGCAGGAAGGAGGAGCACCUGUCCGUUGAGGAUUUCACCAAAGUCUUGGGGAUGACUCCAGCUGCCUUCUCUGCCUUGCCUCGAUGGAAGCAACAAAACCUUAAGAAAGCCAAUGGACUAUUUUAAGAGUAGCUGCGGUUGCAAAGCAGUUUCGUUUUGUUAUUACUGGUAUUAAUCCUUUACUUAAUUGAAAUUUUACUUGUACCUGUGAGCAGCAGUCUGUGGCAAUGCUUCUGUUUACUAACCUACUCCUCCACAAAGAUGAUGCUCCCAGGAGGCUGUGGUCCCAAUUUCAGCUCUCAAGAAGGUGGUUGCCAUAUGAUUUCACUCAUACGUGGGAAAUAAAACUGAAACUCCUAGACACAGACAACACUAUUUGGGUUACCAGAGAGAAAGGGUGGAGGGUACUACGGGGUAAAAAGAACCAAAUAUAUGUGAUGGAAGAUGCACUUGAAACCUAUAUAAUCUUAUUAACCAGUAUCACCCCAAUAAACUUAAUUUAAAAAAAUGAAGAAAUGAACCCAAUUUCAGAUUAUAAAGGUAUCUGUACCUACAUGCUAAUUGGGGCGUUCACACACAGAGGGCACUAAGAAAUCAGCGGCUCUCAGUUCCCCUCCUUGCUUUAAAGAAAUUGAAUCAAAUGUUAUAAUCAUGGGCUCUGGAGUGAGUGCCAUCACUCCGUUUUCUAACCAUGUAAAUGUUUUUUUCAAUUAGUUCACAUUCAAUAUUAUAUUGGUUUUAGGUGUACAUCAUUGUGGUUAGACAUUUAUAUAAUUUACAAAGUGAUCCCCUGAUAAGUCUAGUACCCACCUGGCACCACCCAUAGUCAUUACAACCUUUUAUUUAAAAGGAAAAAAAAAGGUAGUUGCAUUAUUUCUGUCCUGAGGUGUUGCACCACUUUAACCAUACUGUUCUAGAGCUGCCCCUUCUUAGAAGAGCAGCCAACACUCCCGGGAACACUUGUUCUGGAGUCCUCCGUAGGCGUUUAUCAAUGGCAGGUGGGCUGAAGCAUUUUUGUCUACCUUUCCCAGGAUAACGGUUUUUCCUUUUCACAUACGUCUUCCUCUGGUGAUAAGUUAAAGGGGAUCCCUUCUUUGAAGGAGUUCAAUGGCCUAGGACAGUGGUCGGGCAAACUCAUUAGUCAACAGAACGAAAUAUCAACAGUACGAUUGAAAUUUCUUUUGAGAGCCAAAUUUUUUAAACUUAAACUAUACAGGUAGGUACAUUGUUAUUAACUUAAUUAGGGUACUCCUAAGGCUUAGGAAGAGCCACACUCAAGGGGCCAAAGAGCCGCAUGUGGCUCGCGAGCCGCAGUUUGCCGACCAAGGGCUUAGGAGAUGCCUUACUAGGAGGUUUCACAAAACUCACUAAACCAGUCCCCAGUGAAAGCCAACAUAUCCACUGGGUUUAGGCUUGAGUUUGAAGGCAAGUAUGAACUGCAAAUGCUAGUUCACCCUUCUCUGGGAAAGGUGUAAAAAAUGCUAAGGCCAAUGCUGGGUUUAUAAACUGUUAUCCAGAACCUCUGCAAAGCUUCCCUGGCUCCUCAGAUGGAAACAACGGGAAAUCGGUGCAUAUGUUGGUUUGCCAUCCCAUUUUCUUUAGGGUUUAACAGUGCUGCACAGAAGUCCCAA
Myotis myotis is the source of this 4522-nucleotide messenger RNA. RefSeq names its product villin 1 (gene VIL1). The record is from RefSeq and is a predicted model, not a curated record. Gene Ontology annotation, biological process: barbed-end actin filament capping; actin filament severing; regulation of lamellipodium morphogenesis. Gene Ontology annotation, molecular function: actin filament binding; phosphatidylinositol-4,5-bisphosphate binding. Bases 534 to 3017 code for a protein of 827 amino acids. The transcript is spliced from 20 exons. NCBI's taxonomy places the organism in Eukaryota, Metazoa, Chordata, Mammalia, Chiroptera, Vespertilionidae. Gene Ontology annotation, cellular component: actin cytoskeleton; cytoplasm; lamellipodium.